Messenger RNA from Cyprinodon tularosa, 1871 nucleotides. It is a transcript of the gene slc38a6, whose product is annotated as solute carrier family 38 member 6. NCBI's taxonomy places the organism in Eukaryota, Metazoa, Chordata, Actinopteri, Cyprinodontiformes, Cyprinodontidae. Gene Ontology annotation, biological process: amino acid transmembrane transport; L-glutamine transport. The coding region runs from base 141 to 1514 and encodes 457 amino acids. The record is from RefSeq and is a predicted model, not a curated record. The transcript is spliced from 16 exons. Gene Ontology annotation, molecular function: L-glutamine transmembrane transporter activity.
GGAAGUUAGGGGAGCCUUUUAUCAAUAACAGAGGCAAUCAGCUGACUGCCCGAUAAGCGGCGGGAAUAAAGAGGGUCCAGGAGAAGAUGGGAGCAUAAAGUCUGAGAGCGAAGCUGUUUGUAUGCUUUUAUCAGUUCAGAAUGAGCAUCAACAGCAGCGAGCAGGCUGAUGUUUACACUAAACUCUCUGGGAGAGGCUCGUCUGUCAGUGAGAGGACUCCUCUGUUGGGAAAUGGAUCAGUACAGAUCCGGACUACAGGAGCCUCCUUCGCCUCCUCUGUGUUCAACCUGAUGAAUGCAAUCAUGGGCAGUGGGAUACUGGGUCUGGCUUAUGCAAUGGCCAGCACAGGAAUAGUUGGGUUUUGCAUCCUGUUAGUACUGGUAUCCAGCCUUGCAGCAUACUCCAUCCAUCUGCUUCUGAAGCUUUGUGAUCAAACAGGUAUCAAUUCGUACGAAGAACUUGGAGAAAAAGCUUUGAAAAAACCAGGAAAAAUUUUAGUGGGAUUGGCUAUUCUCAUCCAAAAUAUCGGUGCCAUGUCAUCCUACUUGUUCAUCCUGAAGUCGGAGCUUCCAGCAGCUAUCAGCAGCUUCGUGAAUGCAGAAAACUCAGGGAAUGCCUGGUAUGAAGAUGGCAGGUUGCUCCUCAUCAUCGUCACAGUUUGUAUUGUUGUGCCUUUAGCGAUGUUGCCCAAAAUCGGAUUUCUGGGUUACACCAGCAGCCUUGCCUUCCUCUUCAUGCUGUAUUUUACAGUUGUGGUUGUGGUGAAGAAAUGGUCCAUCCCUUGUCCCUUGCCUCACAACGUCACAACGUUCCCAGACCUCGAGAAGUCAUCAAAUGUAUCCAACUCGGAGUGUACACCACAACUCUUCGUCCUUUCCAUUAAGAGUGCAUAUGCCAUCCCCACCAUGGCCUUCUCCUUUCUGUGCCACACGGCCAUCCUGCCCAUCUACUGCGAACUGGAGAGACCAACCAAAGCCAGGAUGCAAAACGUUGCAAACAUCAGCAUCAGUCUCAGCUUCCUGCUUUACUUCAUUUCCUCUUUGUUUGGGUACCUCACCUUCUAUGCUCACGUAGAGUCAGAGCUGCUGCUCGGCUACGGAGAGUACCUUCCCCGGGACAUCAUGGUGAUGACGGUUCGGCUGGCCAUCCUCCUCUCUGUGCUACUCACAGUGCCGCUCAUACACUUCCCUGCCCGUAAGGCUGUGAUUGUGCUGUUGUAUGGAGGACGCUACUUCUCCUGGCUGACCCACACAGUCUCAGCUCUGAUCAUCCUGAGCGUGGUGCUGAUGCUGGCCAUCUUUGUGCCUGACAUAAGGAAUGUGUUUGGAGUCGUUGGAUCAACGAUGUCCAGCUGCCUGCUGUUUGUCUUUCCAGGCGUCUUUUAUCUUAAAAUCAGCGGCCAGCCGCUCCGAUCGGCCGACUCCAUCGGGGCUAUAUUUCUAGUGGUUUUUGGGCUAAUAAUGGGUGGUACCAGUCUCUGUGUGAUCAUUCUUUCCUGGGUGUUCAGUUCCUGAAUCCGCUCCGACCAAAACCCUGUCCAAAGCAGGAAGGAAAGGGAAAUAUGGACCAAAGAAACGGAACCUUGAAAGAAAUCAGCAUAAACUCAGGGACUUUUUUUAAUGAACACUAAUACAUUUGCAUUUUUUUAGAUUGAAACAAACUUUUAGUACAUAUUGACUUUAAAAACAGACAAUUCAGUUCAGCAAAAAAAUGUUUUAUUGAUCCAAAAAAGGGAAAAUGGACACAAAAAGAUAACAGAACAAAUAGAGAUUUGUUCUGGAUUUCAAGAUGAAGAAGGGUUGAUUUUUUUAUUGUUUCAAAGCUGUGGUUUUAAUUAUGCACUUUAUAUAAAUCAAAACAACAAUCUAUUU